This is a messenger RNA of Magnolia sinica, 1253 nucleotides long. Its product is annotated as GDSL esterase/lipase At5g45960. Gene Ontology annotation, molecular function: hydrolase activity, acting on ester bonds. NCBI's taxonomy places the organism in Eukaryota, Viridiplantae, Streptophyta, Magnoliopsida, Magnoliales, Magnoliaceae. The coding region runs from base 87 to 1187 and encodes 366 amino acids. The record is from RefSeq and is a predicted model, not a curated record. The transcript has 5 exons.
UCUUAGUGCGUGACCCCACGUAAUGACAAAAGAACGGGAACAGACCAGCUCCAUAACACAACAGACAUCAUCUACUCAUGUGAGCUAUGGCCGAAGAGAACUUCUCUUACAAAAUCUCUCCUUCUCUCCUUCUCUUUCUCUCUCUUUUUCUAUCAUUUCCAUCGCUAUCUCCAGCCCAUAAUCAGCAACAAUCCCACUCAAUCACAGCAAUUUUCGUGUUUGGCGACUCAACGGUCGACCCCGGUAACAAUAACUACGUGCCGACUCUUUUCAGAAGCAAUUUCCCACCCUACGGAAGAGAUUAUACACGACAGAGGCCCACCGGAAGAUUUACUAACGGACGGCUCCUCACUGAUUUCGUCGCUUCAUACAUGGGUCUCAAAGAUGCGAUCCCGCCGUAUCUAGAUAAGUCGCUGAGUUUGGAAGAGCUGAUGACGGGCGUCAGUUUCGCCUCUGCGGGGUCAGGAUACGACCCGCUCACACCAAAACUCGGUGAGGUGAUUGAUCUGCCCAAGCAGCUGGACUACUUCCGAGAGUACAAGAAGAGACUGGAGCUGAUGAUUGGAAAGAAAAGAGCCGAUGAUCACAUCCAACGGUCCGCGGUCAUCGUCAGUGCAGGGACGAAUGAUUUCGUCGUCAAUUACUUUGCUCUCCCAUUCAGAAAACAGAAAUACACGGUUGAAGAAUACCAGUAUUUCCUACUACUGAAAUUCGGAGAAUUCAUUCAGGGAUUGCGGGAUCUGGGGCCAUGGAAGAUUGCGGUGGCGGGCCUUCCUCCAAUGGGUUGCUUGCCGAUCGUCAUCACCGCUAAUCGAGGUGGGCCAUUUCAGAAACGAGCUUGUGUGGAUGCACUCAAUUCCGUAGCUCAAGACUACAAUAGAAAGCUGCAAGACGAAUUAGGGGCCAUCCAAAAGAGAUGCGGAAACGAAGGGUGUAGAUUCGUCUACGUAGACAUAUACGGCCCCACCGCGGAUAUGAUCCUCCGCCCCGCCAAGUUUGGUUUUGAAGAUUCGACGGACGGGUGCUGUGGAACAGGGCUGUUCGAAGCUUCUUUCUUAUGUUCACCCAAAUCUCCAAUGUGUCCGGAUGCAUCCAAGUACGUUUUCUUCGACUCCAUCCACCCGACGGAGAGGGCGUACUACAUCCUCUUCAACGCCCUUCGAGAUACAGUCGAUUUAUUAGAAUGAGUCCGUGAUCCGGACUCGUACCAUGUAUUUAUUAGAAUGACUUGGACUGCCGUCUUCCUAUUGGUA